Cuscuta epithymum is the source of this 1139-nucleotide messenger RNA. Lineage: Eukaryota; Viridiplantae; Streptophyta; Magnoliopsida; Solanales; Convolvulaceae. The record is from the annotation of a GenBank genome assembly.
GGCCAGCACUCUUCCAGAAAGACCAAGGGAGCUCUCAACCCUCCUCCUCCAUUGUUGAAGGGAGUUCAUCAAGGAAGAAUCCCAAGGAAAAGAGCUAAGGUGCUAAAAGUGUGGAAGGAUUAAGGAACUUGAUUUAGAGUAUCUUUGAGCUUCACCGGAGUUUCGCCGGAGUUGGUCAAAGUUGGCCGGAGUUGGUCAAAGUUCACCGGAAUUAGUCAAAGUUCAACCGCGGAGCGUAGAACACGCUUAAGCUCACUUAAGUUUCAGGUAGGGAGUAGAGCUUGCUACUACCGCUCGUUGCUUCGGGGAAUUCAAGGAGGAAGGCGGGAAAUGGAACGUACCGGUAGAAUUACUCGACGGAACCCGACUGGCCAGGCACUGGGAGGAUCCCAACGUGGCAGUCGGGGGGGAUCAAGAGAGUCUAGGGGACAGGGCCGUGCAGGCCACUCGCUGACCGUGAGUGACGGUCACGUGGAAACAAUAGAUGAACACUAUGAGUCCGAGGAGGAUUCAACUUACCAACCGGGAACUGAGCCGGUUGAGACCCCAUAUGAUGGGGAACACGACGAUGCUAGUGAUGAGAGUGAUGAUAAUAACGCUCUUGAACGGAUUGAGGAAUUGCUCCGGCAAUACCAACAAGAUCGCCAAAGGCGCCGGGCAAGGCGUGCUUUGGAAGGGGCUUCGAGGAGAGGAAGCCGCGCGACUCCUAGGGAGAGCAUUGAACUCCGAGGAGGUCGAGGUGCUGAGGUUCCUAUCAUAAGAAUCUCAAAGUACCUAAAGGAGGCGAGAGACUUGGGAUGUAAACCGUUUGAUGGAACGGGAGACAUCUCCGUGGCGGCCGAGUGGAUCAAGAGAUUCAAUGAAGCGGCCCUUGACAUGCAACUGCCACCCCACAUGAAGAUGAGAGUGGCAACAAGAUUGCUAGAAGGCAUGGCGUCCACGUGGUGGGACGGAGUCAAAGGGAAGUACGGCGAGGCCGUCACUUGGGAGAACUUUAGGCAAGAAUUCUUUAGCCAAUACUACUCCGACUUCGAGGUGAACUUGAAGAGGAGGGAGUACACGAAUUUGACCCAAGGAGGGGAAUGCACGGUGAAGGAACUUGAGCACAAGUUCAGGAAACUUGCUGAGUUCAUACCGGA